Molecule: messenger RNA, 1542 nt
Organism: Cydia splendana
Lineage: Eukaryota; Metazoa; Arthropoda; Insecta; Lepidoptera; Tortricidae
Product: integrin beta-PS-like
Exons: 8
Coding region: 1-1542 (513 amino acids)
Biological process (GO): integrin-mediated signaling pathway; cell-matrix adhesion; cell migration
Cellular component (GO): cell surface; integrin complex; focal adhesion
Molecular function (GO): integrin binding
Source: RefSeq, a predicted model, not a curated record
AUGCACAUACAACGAACGACGUUACGACUGUGCCUAUGGGCUUGCCUGGUCGCGAUAUGUUGGGCGGACCAACUCGCCCCGUUAGCCGAACCAGCGCAGAACCCUUGCUCCAGCAAAACUACCUGCAGCGACUGCAUACGAGUGGAUAGAUGUGCCUGGUGCUUCGCCGCCGGGUUUAACGGCCCGAGGUGCUUCGACCCUGCCUUAGAAGGAGGCACUGCGGGCUGCGAUGAAGCCUAUGUCUUCAACCCCGACAACGAGCAGUCCAUAGAUCAAGCUUAUAACAAGGAACUUAGUAACAGUAACUGUUCUCGACAUAAACCUGCUCCAGCAAAACAGCGAUUGGUGGCCAGCUGUACCUGGUGCUUCGCCACCGGGUUCAACGGCCCGAGGUGCUUCAACCCUGCCUUAGAAGGAGGUGCCUGCGAUGAAGCCUACAUCUUCAACCCCGACAACGAGCAGUCCAUAGAUCAAGCUUAUAACAAGGAACUUAGUAAAAUGCGGUCUCGCUCGAGCUCUAGUUCAGGCUCACAUGGAGACUCCGGUUCCUCUGGGGCCGACGGCAGUGCCGGCGGCGCCAUGCCCACAGCAGGCUCUGGCGACAACCUCGUUCAGAUCAAACCGCAGAGAGUCAAUAUGCGAUUACGACAGAAUCAAAUGCAUAAGUUAUCCUUCGCCUACUCGCGUGCCCUAGACUACCCAUUAGGGCACAUCCAGGGCUCCAGCAGCGACAUGCUCACCGAGACCCCUGACAACGUCGUCAACUUGGUGCGCGAGCAGUACAACAAAAUCACUUCGGCGGUCGAAAUUACAGACACAUCGAGUGACGCCACCCAAAUCGAUUAUUAUUCAUCCUGUCUUGACAAAACCAACGUAAUUAAGACGAAUAAGUGUGACGGAUUAAGGGUGGGUGAUGUCGUGGAGUUCACGGCUGAGAUUACUUUGAAGCAGUGUCCGAGGGACCCGAGCAAGUGGAAGCAGACGUUCGUCAUCCACCCUGGAGACAUCUCCGAGGGUCUCACUGUGGAGCUGGAUAUGCAAUGCGACUGCCCGUGCGAGCAUCGUGGCCAUCACGCGUACGACGACAGCCCCAACGUGUGUAGCGGGCACGGCAUCUCCGCGUGCGGCGUGUGUGCCUGCCAGCCCGGCAGCUUCGGCAAGUACUGCGAGUGUGUUGGCGGCGUCACCGACCAGGACCUCGGCUGCCACCUCACCAACGCCAGCUCCGGCGCCGAAUGCUCCGGCCGCGGUAGCUGCAUCUGCGGCGUGUGCGAAUGCGACAUGAGGUCCGAACCCACCGAGGUGAUAUCGGGGCCGUUUUGCGAGUGCGACAAUUUCUCCUGCGAUCGCAACAUGGGUCUUCUCUGCUCGGGCCCGGCGCAAGGCGAGUGCGUCUGCGGCCAGUGCCAGUGCAAGCCCGGGUACACGGGCGCUGCCUGCGACUGCCUGCUCGACACCCAGUCGUGCAUUCCGCCACAUCAAGGCUGGGCGAAUGCUGAGACACAUGCGACGCGGGCUCAUGAUGAAGGUCUCGAACCCUAA